Messenger RNA from Phragmites australis (common reed), 1506 nucleotides. RefSeq lists its product as uncharacterized. The coding region runs from base 295 to 1302 and encodes 335 amino acids. The record is from RefSeq and is a predicted model, not a curated record. Gene Ontology annotation, molecular function: zinc ion binding. Lineage: Eukaryota; Viridiplantae; Streptophyta; Magnoliopsida; Poales; Poaceae. The transcript is spliced from 3 exons.
CUCAACUAGAAUUGGGAAUCGAUGUUUGCAGUUGGACUCCAAUUUCAGGCAAUCCGGCAUGCUCGGUUGACCGCUCACCGUGCAAAUUCCUUGCUUCCCAAACUUGUAUAGGCUCCCCACUUCCCUCCGCGCGGAAGAAGAAGGCCACGAUCCCGACCACCGCGGCUGCGCCUUUUCUUCCACCUCCUCCCGUAGGCGUCCUUAUCCCGCGCUCCCUGGACGCCGCCGACGCGGAUCCGGUCUGGACCUGGGGGUUGAUUUCUUCUUGCCUUAGGUUUGUGAUCACAAGGUGCAAUGGAGCUCCCGGUUGCGGAUCCUGGACCAGAAAGAGGUGAAGGCCCGCUCCUCCAAUGCCCCUACUGCGAUUUGGAGGCAAUGCACAAGCUGGCACAGAUCCUGCUCCCUGGCCUGGCUGCGGUAUGCGUCGACAGUACAACAGGCGAUCUGUUCAGGAACCCAUCCGUUGUCGCCGUUGACCUGAGAAAGGAGAUGGUGGACUACGUCACGCAGAGGAGCAAGACAUUCAUUGCCGAUGCUCUAAUCGAAUCGGAGGUGAAUCAGGACCCUGAGAAUGAGAUGCCGGAGGACCCUUAUGAGAUCAUUUCCAUCUUUAUGGAUGAUUUCAGCAGCACGAAAAGGAACAUCAUUGGCCAUGUCUCUGGGUGGCUAUUGAGUGACAGCCGUGAGGAUAAGAUCGAUGACUUUGUGCAGGAAAUGGAGAUGACCCGCUUUUGGCCACUGGAGAGGAGGGAAGCUAUCGCCGAGGUCCUCCUCAAGAAUGUGGAUCUGAAGACCAAGUUCCACUGCCCUGAUAAAUAUGAAAACGAAGAGCGGCUUGUGGAUCAUAAGGAACAAUGCAGCUUCAGGCCUGUAACUUGCCGAAACGAUGGAUGCCGGGCGACAGUUUCUGUCCGUUGCAUGCAGGAUCAUGAUUCAGCUUGCCCGUUCAAAGUCCUUCUCUGCGAGCAGAAUUGCGAGAAGGGCCUCUUGAGGCGUGAUAUGGAUAGGCACUGUGUCACCGUCUGCCCCAUGAGGCCAAUGAAGUGCCCUUUCGGCUGUGAUUCCUCAUUCCCAGAGCGUAAUCUUGAGGAGCACUGUUUGGAGUUUCUUCAGCCGCAUUUGCUGAAGGUCCUUAAGGCAAUUCACAAGAAAGGACUUACAGCAGACGAGCUGAAGGAGCGUGCUCUACUGAUGGAAAAGGCUGAUGAUCAUGGUAAACUGGCUAAAGCUUGGGACACGAGAUCUCUUACUAAUGUUGUGAAGGAUCUUGAAGCGAAGAUGAAGGAUGACCGAUGGACUUAGAGCGAGGGGGUUUCUGUACGGCCAAAAUUCAAGAUGGAUAACGACUUGGUUUAGUUAAAGAAUUUGUUUCUACUCAACAGUAUACAGAGUUCUGCUUUAUUUGUUCUGUUGCAUCUCCUUUUAUUUCUUUUUUUUCUCACGAUCAAUUCAAACUUCAGUAUGUAUAUUUAAAUUUUAUUGUAUCCCUGCAAUUUUGUAUGAGUA